CCUCAGCAUAUCAACUUUUUUUUCAUUUACUUUUAUAAAGCAGAGCCUCUCCGCGAUGACAUUUGGAGGUACGUCCACAGAAGCAGACACCGCGGAGGCAUCUGUUGCAGACAUUUCACGCGUUGCCAUGGUAGAUGUGAAUCUGCAGAUGAAGUCAGCCAGGUGAUUUCAGAACUGUUUCCUGUGCGGGCGGACUGGCUUGCAAGUUUCAGUUCCUGUGCAGUGCAGUAAAGCUACUCACCUGGUCAGAGGAUCACAAUGAAACAAGCUCAGGAGCGUAACCAGGAGUGCCUACCUCCUAAGAAGAGGGAUCUCCCAGUUAGUAACAGUAGUGGAGCUGGAGGGACAGGCGGAGGUGGGGCUUCAGGAGGAGGAGGAGGAGGAGGAGGAGGUGGCGGUGGCGGUGUCGGCGGCAGUGGUGCUGGUAGUGGUAUUGGAGAAGAUGAAGUGGUUUCCAUCCAGAACUCUGUGUGCAACAGUGACUCUCAGGGAGGGACCCCUUCUGGAGAGUGGCUGCGAGCUCAGCCAGGGCUUCAUUAUGGAGCUGAUAGUUCUGAUGGCAUACCAGCAGUGCCAGUUGACCAGUACAGUAUGCUUUAUAAAGUAGCUCUUCCAUCUGUUACUUACUCGCCUACCAGUCUUCACCCAGUGUUAAGCCACAUCUCUCCAGCCUACACUGUACACUCUCCUCUCUUGCAGCAUCCAGGCCUCCCAUAUCCUCCUCUUGGUUAUGCCCAGAUCCCUCAUUCCUCUCUUCAGUUUGUUAGCUCCCCUUAUGCAGCAGUACCCUACGCUCUGCCCCCUGGCUUUGUCCCAGGCUCAUUAAUCUCUCCCUCAGGCACCAUCCCUCAGUCCCAUGCAGUAUCCCACCUUGUUCCCUACCCAUCUGUCAUACAGGAAGGGGUUGUUUCCCCACCUCCCCCGGGCCAGGUAGCUGCUCAUACCUUUGCCAAAGUUGCAGCAUCCAGCAGUGUCCCGCUGAUGUUGCCUUCAGAGCAAGCUGCCCAGCAGCACCUUGGUACUGUAGGGGUCCUACCUGCAACAGAGCUCAGCUCUCGAGGGAUUCCAGUCUACUACCACCCUCAGGGCACCAGGGCUGCCACUGCCACCAGAGACCCACAUAGUGUCCAUCAGGAGAAUGAACCAGAGAUGAAUGGUGGGGAUAAAGAGCAGGGAGCCAGGGAGGUUGUACCAGACUCAGCCUACGCUGCUAGAAAUGCACGUCUGCAGCAGGUAGCACCUAGCUCUGCAGCACAGGAGCACAACCAGGACAGAAGUCUGCAGAGCCGCAGGUUGGAAGAGAGGAGCUCACCUGGCCAACGCAGCACUCCAGACAGCGACCUGGAAGUGCAGCAGGUGGUUGGCCGUUUGGCCUUCUCUGGCCAAGGCAGCAGUGGGGGGAGAAAAGAGGUCUCCUUUGCUCCCUUGAACCUCUCUCAGGGUGCCCAGAGAGCCAGAGAUGUCCAUGGAGAGAACACAGGAGUCAUUUCUGGCCGCACUGCAUACACAGCCCAAACCGUGAGUUACAGUGACCCCAGAAUGACGAGUCUCCAGCAGCAAACAGGGCAGCCAGGCCAUGCUGUCAUGCUAGCCAAUGGGCAACCAGUCCUUAUUCCCCUGGAGUAUCAUCCACAGCAUCAGCCCCAACCACCACAGCAACACUACCCAGGACAGGCUAAUGAUGCCUCAGCCAGCCAUGCCUCUACUGCCAUGGCCUCCUCCAACCCCAGCUUUAAAGCCUCUGAUCCUUCAGCCAGAGUGUGCCUCUCUGAACGGGCUUUGGGCGAGCCAGCCACAGCUCAGCAGCAGCAGCAGCUUCCUCAGCAGCCACCUGUCCAGCCUACAGCAGAUGCGACUCAGGCCUUAGCUUCAAGCCUCAUUCCUGCCUCGGCUCCCUGCAAUCCAUCGCACUUCAUGAAGGGUGCCAUUAUUCAGUUGGCAACUGGGGAACUGAAGCGUGUGGAGGACCUGCAGACUCAGGACUUUGUACGGAGUGCUGAGGUGAGUGGGGGGCUCAAAAUUGACUCCAGCAUGGUGGUGGACAUCCGUGCCAGUCAGCAGAGACCAGGUCUUGUGUCACUUCACUUUACUGUUGGGGAGCAGCAGAGCAAAGUGACCAUUGAUGUGCCCCCGGAGCACCCCUUUUUUGUGUUCGGCCAGGGCUGGUCAUCUUGCAGCCCUGAUCGCACGGCUCAGCUCUACGGCCUGGCCUGCCAUCACCUGCAAGUAGGAGACGUGUGUGUGUCUAUCACCCUGCAGCAGCAGCUUCAGCCACAGCAACAGAAACAACCGCAGCACCAUCAUUCACAGCAGCAACAGCAGAACCUGUCCAGGACUUUGAGCAAAACCAAUGCUACAUCAGGACCUGGUCACCAGCUCAUGGGGCCACCUGCCCCUCAGCAGUCACGGCCUCAGUCUCACUUCAGGAUAGACCGCAUUCACAGAGAAAGACAGAGGGAGGGGGAUAAAGAUAUGAUUGAUAAGGAGGAAGCCACACACUUGGGGGUUGUUGGGCACACUGAGCCACCCAUCAGGCCAAGUAGGACCUCAGCAGAGCAUCCCAGGAGUCAGAGCAGUUACCACUUGCACACAGAGGGCUCCGCUUUUACAGGAGCAGGAAUGGGAGCAAUGCAGGCUGCACUAGGUGCUUCUCAGAGGCGUUGGUCCUCGCCUGGCCUCCAAAGAUAUAGUAUGAAGGGAGACGAAGGGCAGCGCCCUCAGAUAAGCACCUCUGGCCACACAAGGCCCUCGUUCAUUCCCCAGGAGGUCAAACUGUCCAUUGAGGGGCGCUCUAAUGCAGGGAAGUAGCAUCACAUUUGGUAGCAACUGUAGAAGAGACUGCCACGAGUAAAAAUGAGUCUGACGAGGAGAGAAAGAGGAAAAAAAGAGUGUGAAUGUAGCCUCAGAAUGUUUGAGAUUUUGCACACCUAACAAAAAAAAAACAAGAUCUUUGUUGUAUCUGGUGAGAAGAUCUGGUUUUGGUUUCACUCAGCCAAAUGAUAAGAGCCUGUGGUUUCCCAGCCAGCCGAUGUCUGACAGGGACAUGAGAAGCUGAGUAGAAAGUAUGUAGCUGAUGAAAUGCCUACCAUAGUCCUUACACACUGCAUUUCUCUUCCUCCCUCCCUCCUUUGUCACCACUUCCUCAUAUUCACGCUUGGAGGUCACCAUCUCCUUCAGAAUAGUCUUGCUUCCUUUUUGACCAACAUGAACUACGAAAGAAUGUGUUUGUAGCACAGUGAAGCUACCAACUCUGCAGGUUCUGAGUACUGAAAAAAUUACAGCCAAUGACCUUUUAUCUCCAUUCCUAGAUCCUGUUUCCUUCUAAAGCAUUUACCCAAAAAAGAGUGAGUUUGCUGACAUCAGCAGCUCCUGCGGUGAUGUUGACAGUGUUGAUGCCAACUGUCAGUAUAUGUUACAUUAUGCUUCUUCGGCAGGAGUCUCUCCCUUCCUUGCUUUUCAGAAGGCGGGUCUGCAAAGAGUUGGAUAGCUCUCUCAGGCCAAGCGUGGCAUGUCCCACUUGUCUUACAAUCGAAAAAAUAGUGAAAUCAAUCAGUCUCUCUAUUCAGCAAUCGAAUUUCACUCCAAAAAUAGUUUGCAUUCAUCAUUAAACACUGUCACGCCCUCUGGUUUGGGCUGACGUAACUAAUACGUGUGUUUUUUGCAUUAAUGCCACAAAUUUGAAUCAUGCUUUGUUCUCUAUGAAUGUUAGAUAUAUCUUGCAUUCCAGUAUCAUUAGUGAGAAAAUCCAUCAGUUGGUGUUGAAAUUCUUCAUUUAGAGAAUUAUUUCCCAUUCCCAGCGACACCCUCCCUCCUCCUCACUAUACCUCAAAGCUUUCCAGACCAGACUGGUAACUUCUACAUGCAAUUUUGAAGCGGCGUAAUUAAUGGAGGAGGCACUGGCUGGUCAUCACCAAAGCCACCUGUGGGAACGAACAUCCUGUCACAUCACUGACUGCAGCUGACACUGGGCUGGAAGGGCCUUCUAGUUUGAAAGAAACCCUGCGUGUGAGUGAAUCAUCCAUGAGGUGUUCUCUUUGUCCUCAACCUGAGUUACUGUUUGCUCAGUUACCAAAUUGAAGCAAUAGUUCUUUUCACACCUCGCGGUUGUUCUGCUCUCCACAAAUAAUUUUUCAAUCAAUACAUUCAUCUCUUUUAACCCCGACUUUUAAAGGUGAUGUACCGUUUUGUGUUCAUUUUCAUUAAUUCUUCAGUUGUCCAAACAAGCAAAGCAUGUCUUUGACAAAUUUCCCCCGUUGUAAAACGUUGUAAACCGCUUUUUUUGUUUGAUUCUCCAUCUCACUGAUGAUAUUAUUUUCUUGUAUGGAUUUAUUCAAGUGCAUCUCCAAGAGAGGCUUGACUCUAAGUUGUGAACAUUAUCAAGUUUUCUUCUGUAUUGUUUUUUGUUUUGACUUAUUCCAGUACAGUACGGUCCUUCGCUGUCGUGCUAGGAUAUACUUUAUCCAACGCAUCUUAUGAUUGUCUUGUGUUGCACAAAUGUCACUCUGAUUUCACACUGACCUUGUAAUAGGAAUCACAGUACAGUAGAUGUGUUUUUUUUAUGAAGGGAAUAUGUUUGAAGUAUUGUUGUUGGUGUUUUGUGGUGAGAGCGAGAGAAAAAAAACUGACUUGCAUUUUUAACUCUGUUUACAAAUUAGCCAAGAUGAAUGCUGCAGUUUCCUCGUGGUGACAGUUUUUUUAAAUCCUCGUCACUGCGAAAAAAAAAUCCAAAAGGGUGAAAUAGAAAAUAAGUGCAAUUAGAUCACAUAAAAUCAUUCAGAGGUGUAUAAUCAGACUGCAUACCAUGCACAGACAUUCCCGUUUGAAAAGUGUGAAUCACACAGUACCAGUUAGCUUUUCCUUACCUCUGACAAAACAUUUGAUCGCCUUAGAAUAGUUCAUACAUUUUUUUUCUCAUAACUCCUUUCAUGUAUGUGCUCAGGCAUAAAUCUAAAGAUUUGUUACUUGCAUUGUUGUCAGUUUUGUGUCCAACUAAUGUGCUGGUGUCAGUACUUGCAGACUUUUGAGCUAGCUUGACUAUCAGCCCCCAGUCACUGUUAGAAAUGAUGUCUUCUGACCAAUGAGGGUUCUGCUUCCAGUGCUACACAGAAGCAAACGUAAUAAGAGUAAUUUCAUAUACACUCACCUCUCUAAAGCUUCCUGGUGGUCCUUUGAGUACACAACCUUAUGCUCUGUCCUUAGGUUGAGGGGCAUGAAAGAAAUAUCCCACAGGAGUGACCCGAAGGGAGCCAAGUAAACUCAUCCACUGGUACUGUUUUUAUGAGAUUCCCAUUCAGAAAAUAGUUUUAUUACAGUUUGAGAACACACAUCACAAGGUCACCACAUUUUUUUCACACUGUAAGCAAUACACAUAAUACCUGAAAACAUUUCACGUAGUCUUGGCGUUUUCUAUGCAGUAAACUCAGUAUUGUAAAUGUCAUUGUCUUAAGUGGACCUCUCUCAAGCAGCAGAGCAGGUUGGCUGAUGCAGUCUUUUUACGCUGAUGUCUGGUUAUAGGACCUUUGCUUUAUUCUUCUAGUGAUACAAACCAGUAUUUUGCUCUGCUACUUUCUUCUUUUUUUUGCCCAAUGGUUCCCAUCUUCCCCCUCCCCCUUUUAAUUCACAGUAAACUCUUAUUGUCUUCUUACAAUGCCACACAGCUGGAGUUAAACCUCUCAAAAUGAGUGUUGCUCCAAUUUCUGCGUGUUUAUCCAGCAUUGUUUUUGGCACUAUUACCAAGCCACUUCAACAUUGUAUUUUAUGUCAGGAUGCAUGUGGUGGGUUUUGAGCGGUGCAGGCAGCGCCACCUGUGACUUUACCUCCUGCUAAUUCUUGCAUCAAGGCCAUCCUGCGCCAUCACGAGCCUUCAAGCAGGAGAGCUCUACUCGUACCAUGAUGUCCGGCGGAUUUUACUCACAUCACUUGAUAGUCUGUUGCUGUAAUUGCACUAAAUGCCCUUCUUUACAGUGUUUAAAACUGUUGGUAAACUGAAGAGUUUCAAAAUUGUAAAGCACACAAAAUCAUGGAGAAAUCACAAGUUGUGUGUUUCUGUAGAUAGAUGUUUUUUGGGUUUUUUUUGUACAGAUAGCUUUGAUGAUGCUUGUCGAUAAUGCCUUAAAUUCUGCUUUGUACAAUGUGUGUUGACAUAAUGGAAUAAUGCUUCUGGUAGACUCUGUGUUCCCUUUUCAGACUGUGCAAGAGCAAAUCACAAAUGUCCAGCCUUGACCCUCUUGUCAUGCUUACAACCUGAAAUGAAUAUUUAGAUGUCUCAAAGGGUGACAAUGAAUUCCCUUUUGGCCCCCAGACGGUUCAACCAUGAAAUCUGCAACUUUAAUCGUGUGUGUGUGUGUGAGAGAGAGUGAGUGAGAUGAUCUAUUCCGUUACAGUUCAGAAUGCACUCUUAACAUUUAAUUCCUGUUUUUUCCAUGUGUGGGAGUGAAGUACAUGUAAGCACUUCUUACAAGACAAUGCCAAGAGUGUCAGCAACAGACGGCAAUCCAUCAACUCCACACACACACACACACACACACACACACACACACACGGACAGACACACACGGACAGACACACGCACAUCUGUUAUUUUUCACUAUUGUUGCACAGGAUGCAUACUUUUUUCAUGCAUAGAGUAAAUGGAUUGUGUUUGGUGUAUUGUGCUUCGUCCUACACAACAACAGAAGGUGGUUUUGAGUGUAUGGAGACAGGCUGCAUAAAUCAGAUAGCUUUCCAUUGGUGGUAAUGUGAUGGUUUAUUUGUUUUCGUGACGUUGGCAGUGCAGAUUUUUUUUUAAAUCUCCCUGUGUGAUCUACUUCCUGUUGUUUGAUCCAGUAUUGAACUACAAAGGUGAAUUUAACACUGUUUCGGUAUUGCUGAUGUCGAAUUAAAUCAGGAGAAAUACAGAACGGUUUAAAGUUUUAAAGAAGUCUGUAUUUUCAGAUUUGACAUUGUACUUUUUUGGCACAAGGUGACACUGCUUUUUACGUGAUGUGUAACUAUCUUAAAAACAAAACAAAAAACAAUCUUUUUUUAAUGCCUAAAUCUGCAAAAUAUAUGCAAUGAUGUAAAUGUAACAUUCAAUCCUCAAGUAUAAUCCAGGUUGUAUGAACUUUGUAUAGUGAGUUUUAAUAUCGUAUGGCCGUACCAAUAUGUAUUGAUCUUUAUCAGAAGCCUUAGAGUUGUCGACCCAAAGUGCUCCCUUAGAAUACCCUACACCUACCUGAAUUUAACAAAGCAUUAAUAUUUCUAUUUUGUUGCAUUUUCAUUUGUACCCUUUUUGAAUAAAAUAGAUUUGUACUGUA
Messenger RNA from Scomber scombrus (Atlantic mackerel), 7295 nucleotides. It is a transcript of the gene atxn1l, whose product is annotated as ataxin 1-like. Lineage: Eukaryota; Metazoa; Chordata; Actinopteri; Scombriformes; Scombridae. The record is from RefSeq and is a predicted model, not a curated record. Gene Ontology annotation, biological process: anatomical structure development; regulation of DNA-templated transcription. The transcript has 4 exons. Gene Ontology annotation, molecular function: RNA binding; protein binding. Gene Ontology annotation, cellular component: nucleus. Bases 259 to 2808 code for a protein of 849 amino acids.